AUGAUGAGAACACUGGCACUAGUGACCGUGUUGGCCGUGGCGUUCGCCGUGUCCGCUCGAGCUGCUCAGUGCGGCGAGCAAGCCGACGGGGCGCUCUGCGCGGACUGCCUCUGUUGCAGCCAGUGGGGAUACUGCGGCUCCACCUCCGACUACUGCGGAGACGGCUGCCAGAGCCAGUGCACCGGCAGCUGCGGCGGCAGCACCCCGCCCCCACCCCCUCCAGGGCCUCCCCCUCCCCCUCCCACCCCUAGCCCCCCGAGCGGUGGCGGCGUGGCGUCCAUUAUCACAGAAGCUCUGUUCGAGAGGAUGCUGAAGAACCGCAACGACGUCCAGUGCCCAGCUCGGGGCUUCUACACGUACGAUGCCUUCAUCACCGCGGCCAACGCCUUCGACGGCUUCGGCACCACGGGCGACACGGAGAUCCAGAAGCGCGAGCUCGCCGCGUUCCUGGGGCAGACGGGGCACGAGACCACGGGCGGGUGGCCGGAGGCGCCCGACGGCGCCUUCACCUGGGGCUACUGCUACAAGGAGGAGCAGGGCGCCACCGACGACUACUGCGACAUGGAGGGUGACAAAGCCCAGUGGCCGUGCGUCCCCGGCAAGAAGUACUUCGGCCGCGGGCCCAUCCAGCUCUCCUACAACUACAACUACGGGCCCGCCGGGCAGGACCCCACCAUCGGCGAGGACCUGCUGAGCAACCCGGAGCUGGUGGCGUCGGACGCCGUCGUCUCCUUCAAGACGGCCAUCUGGUUCUGGAUGACGCCGCAGUCGCCCAAGCCGUCGUGCCACGACGUCAUCACCGAGCAGUGGACCCCCUCGGCCGCCGACGAGGCCGCGGGGAGGCUGCCGGGCUACGGCGUCAUCACCAACAUCAUCAACGGCGGCCUCGAGUGCGGCCACGGCUACGACGACCGUGUUGCCAACCGGACCUUCUUCUACACCAGCUACUGCGACAUCCUUGGUAUCAGCUAUGGCGACAACUUGGACUGCUACAACCAGAGUUCCUUCGGAAGCACAUCCCUUGCUGGAACUACUACUGCUACCUUGGAGCAUCACGCUGACGCGUAA
This is a messenger RNA of Miscanthus lutarioriparius, 1068 nucleotides long. Lineage: Eukaryota; Viridiplantae; Streptophyta; Magnoliopsida; Poales; Poaceae. The record is from the annotation of a GenBank genome assembly.